This is a messenger RNA of Bufo gargarizans (Asiatic toad), 7130 nucleotides long. Its product is annotated as zinc finger protein 646-like. Lineage: Eukaryota; Metazoa; Chordata; Amphibia; Anura; Bufonidae. Gene Ontology annotation, biological process: regulation of transcription by RNA polymerase II. The transcript has 2 exons. The record is from RefSeq and is a predicted model, not a curated record. Gene Ontology annotation, cellular component: nucleus. Gene Ontology annotation, molecular function: DNA-binding transcription factor activity, RNA polymerase II-specific; RNA polymerase II transcription regulatory region sequence-specific DNA binding. Bases 468 to 6500 code for a protein of 2010 amino acids.
GAGGGAGGAAGACAUUGAACGGCGCACUCUUCCUGUUUCCUAGUAACAAAAGGAAGUGUUUGUUGUGCAGGGAGAUGAUAUAAAUGGUCCUGGAUUGAUUCCUCGGGCCGGGCCCCUCACCCGAAGGCCCCGGGGGAAUCACCUAGGAAGAGAGGAGAGUUGCAACCGGGGCCCCUGGGUGUCCUGAGGGCCCCAUUUAAUGGCAUCACGGAUCAGGCUGGCACUGACUGACUGAGACCUCACACAAGGUCUGGGAGCCCCAGACAUUACUGUCACUGCUGUUACCGGACCCAUGGAUGAAGAUUUAAGAAGUGCAAAAGACCCUGCCAAUGAUUGGGCCUGCGAGAGACGCAUCAACCUUGAAACAAUGCCACAGCUUGAAGUGAUCUCUUGAAAAUGUAGCUUCUUCCCCUGCUGAUUGUGGGAGAUUCCAUGUUUUGGAAGACAUCCUACAUUGCAGAACAAACAUGGAUGAUGGGUCUUACCAAGCGGAGGGUUCUUCAGACCAAAAUCUGAUCUCUGACCAGAGCACCAUGGCUUUCUCUGGUAUGAAAGCAUUGGAAAGUUACCAUGAAGAUAGACCAUAUAAAUGUAAUCAAUGUGACAAGAGUUAUCGGCACGCAGGAAGUUUAGUCAACCAUAAGAAGACUCAUCAAAUUGGUCUCUACACGUGUUUGAUAUGUCAGAAGGAGUACUCCAACCCCAUGGGCUUGAAAAGUCACUUGCGCACUCACUCAGAGGAGAAACGUUUUAAGUGUGAACAGUGUGGAGAAGCUUUUCGGAUGUCACAGCAGCUGUACAAUCAUCGGAGGUCUUUACAUGGUUGUCAAUCUACCCCCAGUGGGGACAAAAUUUUAAGAAGCUCCAAAUUUGAAGUGCAGUCCUCAGUACUGGUGGACAGUAAUAAUCUAAUAAGUAACUUGGAGAACUACAUUGCUGAAUCCAUGUUGCCUGUGGACUUUCCUCAGCUUGUCUCAAAAUAUUACCCAGAUGAAAAAGCAGGAAAUGGAAGCCCUGCAAAAGAGGACGCAGAAGAACAUGAAGAUUUUACAGAUGAGAAAGAUCAGCCGAAUGACAGUAACGUCGAGGAAUAUCGGUACAAGUGUACUCAGUGUGGGAAAUCUUACAAACAUGCGGGAAGUCUAGCCAACCACAGGCAAAGCCAUAUGGUUGGUAUAUACCAGUGUGCAGUCUGCUAUAAGGAGUUCUCAAACCUUAUGGCAAUGAAAAACCAUUGUCGUCUCCAUUCAGACUCUAGAGCUCGACGAAGUUGUAAAUCCCCUCGAUCUUCUGGAACAAGUGCUGGUGUCCAUAUAGACAGAUCUGCGCCACCACAGAUUGAGAAGACAGAUAAUCCACCUAGUUUACCUGAUUCAUCCGAGAACAUCAAAUCUGAAGAUGAUAAAGAAGCCAUCCUCGGACCUCACACCUGCCAAGAAGAUCUUGCAUCUUCGUUAAGCCCUCUUGCAAAGCCUAACAAUGAUUUGACCGAUUCUACCUUCUGUUCAGACUCGAAGAUUGAGAGUAGAAAUGAAGAUGAAUCCAAAGAAAUGGCAAAAGACUUUCUAGUUGAACAACCAGAUUAUGAAGAUGCACAUGAUGAAGAUACGGGUUUUGGCGAUAGACCUUUUAAGUGUCAGGAAUGUGGAAAGACCUACAGGCAUGCGGGGAGCCUCAUAAAUCACAAAAAAACUCAUCAAACUGGUGUGUACAGCUGUUCCUUGUGUUCCAAACAGAUGUUCAAUAUGGCUGCCUUAAAAAACCAUCUUCGGGCUCACUUUAAGUCUAGAGCAGGAAAGAGGUUAGGAGAUGCCUACUUCUCUUCUGCUAGCUUGUCUGAGUUCUAUCAAAACCAAGAAGAUUUCUAUCAGGGAAGAAUCCGUGAGAUUUCUGCCAAUGAGAGCGACUUCUUACAACAUCAGUUACUUCACCAGAAGCCAGAAAUAGAUAAAAUAUCGAAUGAGAAACGCGUAGAGGAAGUUCCUGAAUCAGGUGUUUGGCAAGAAACUCUUCACGUUUCACAAGGUAGCAGUGAAGAUUCUGCAUAUUCAAGUGGACCUGGCUUCCCAGAUGUCAUCAAGAUAGAGAAGGACAACUUGGAUGAUUCCUUAGCAUCUCCACAUGAAAUAAAGCUGGAAAACAGAGAUGAUGGUGUCCACAACACUGAUGAUGGUUUAGAGCAGCCUCAACCUGAUCCGAUCACCUCGAAAGAGCCUGAAUCUUUGCCAUUGGAAGAACACCCCCAAUCAACAGACUAUCGUCCACAUAAGUGUGAAAUUUGUGGCAGAACGUAUCGGCACAAAAGCAGCUUAAUAAAUCACAAGCUAACUCACAAGACCGGAGUGUAUCAGUGCUCUCUUUGUCCAAAGCAAUACUCUAAUCUAAUGGCCCUAAGAAAUCAUGUCCGUUUCCACCGUAGAUCAUAUACGGGAAGAAGAGGCAGAGCAUCCAGACGAGGCCGACAGUUUUUUAGGACCAAGCCCAGGUUUUUGCAGAACAAGAACAGCCACUUCCUGGCUGCCUCUUUAAAGGUAAAUGAUGAUGUACGCCAUGUAGCCACCACAAUUAAUAGGGCUGUUGAAGAACCUUUGAAUGAGUCCCAGAGUCAUUGCCCAUGUGGAAAGUCAUUUGACUGUUUAGAGCAUUUCCAAACACAUAGAAAGAACUGUCCAAGUGCAAUAACCAUAUCUCCUGCAACGACCCUCACAAACAUUCAGUGUGCAAUUUCUAUAGCAACCACAGAAAAAGAUCUUUCCAAAGUAAAUGGACCUGUAGGACAUCACGAGAAGGUUCCAAAAAGCUCAGAAAACCACAGAAGGAGAGUGUAUGAAUGUAACCUGUGCAAUAAGUCAUAUAGACAUUCAGGAAGCCUAAUCAACCACAAAAGAACACAUCAAACUGGUGACUACAUGUGCCCGUAUUGCUCCAAGCACGUACAUAACAUGGCUGCCUUAAAAAAUCAUAUUCGAAUUCACCACAAAGUAAAAAAAGCCCAGCAAGGAGAACUGCAUGUCGACCAUGCACUUCUAUAUUCAGAUUUUUCCUAUCCAUCUGAUGGUAAAGGCCUAUACAGUUGUAUCAGCUGUGAAAAAAGGUUCCACACUGAAAAUGAUUUGCUGGCACACCAAAUGGUACACACAGAGGAAAAUCCGUGGGAUCAUCAGGGCCACCGGUCCAGCUCACUAGAGGUUAAUAAAGAUACAGCUUUUGGAGACUACAGCUGGGACCACUCCAAUAACCUGAAUUUCCAAGAUGAUGAACAUAAACAUCUGGGCUCUGCAGAAGACGAACAGCCCGAAUACACCUGUGUAGAAUGUGGAGAAGUAUAUGACCAUAUAGAUGAUUUAAAUGACCAUAAACGUAGCCAUCAGGCGGGUAUAUACCAGUGCUCCUUUUGCCCCAAAGAAUACCCUAACCUUCUUUCUCUGAGAAGUCAUUUUGAGACCCACACGAAGCCUCAAACCCUCAGGAAUACAAGCUUAGAUGGACCUGAAGGGAGUGAAUUUGUGGACAACCAGCUCCCAUCCGAUAACCACUAUGACUGUGGUCACUGUGGUUUGAUUUUUUCAAAUGAAGUUGACUUCCACCAACAUCAGGUUGCUCACGAGAAACAUCAGGCCAUGGAGGAAUCUCUUCCAGAACUGCACAGCGAAGAACAAGAGGCAGAAUUCUCGUUCUCUAUGCAUUCAUCGGAAAGGGAACUAUUAAGCAGAAUAAAAAGCGAGAUAGAGGAAACCGAGAACAGUGAAGCCAAUGACGGGGGAGGCCUGCUGUCCCACAUCUGUGGUUUUUGUGGGAAAACCUACGAUGAUUUAGAGAGCUUACAGGCUCACAGCUUUAGUCACAGCCACGAGGAAUCCUCUGCCAAUGAAAAAAUCUACCCUGAAGCAAUUCAAGAAAUCGAUGAGAAUCAACAGCAACACAGUCCAAUAUUAAAGAAUAGUGAAGGCUCUGGCUCAACUGCUAAAAACGAAGACAGUCCGGAGAGCCGCCCUUAUACUUGCGAACAGUGUGGAAAGACUUAUCGACAUGGCGGAAGUUUAGUAAAUCAUAAAAAGACUCACUUAGUUGGAAACUUCAAGUGUGUAGGUUGUUCUAGGCAUUACCCCAACCUGGCUGCUUAUACAACCCAUUUGAGGCAUCACCCAAAGUGUAAGCAGCCGGCAGCUUUGAGCAAUCGCCAUCAGCUACAAUCCUCUGCUGUAAAUGACCGUAUAUACCGCAGUGGGGGCGAGAAACCGUUUUCUCCUCCUUCCAGUUUACCUUUGCCUUCUGACUUUGCUAGUCGAGGCAAUGGCAUUAAAAAAACAACUAAAGAUGGUAGCUUGCAAGGUCAUCCCACUUCCCAGUAUUACAACCAAACACCAAAAAGUAAGACUUCAAGGAGACGGUUUUCUAGACGGAUAGUCAGACUAAAUGUAGUCCAGAGCAGUAAGAAGAAUUCUUCAGAGUGUCCAUUAGUGAGCAAAGCUCUUAAUGUGUCUGACGUCGAAGAGAAAAAGCUUCAGGUCUGCGAUUUCUGUGGUAUGAGAUUUGGGGUGAAGGAUCUAGCACUACAUCGUUCUGGUAAUUGUAGCUCUCACCCUGAUAAACUUGGUGCUCUAGUUGAGCAUCAUAAAGUUCAAGAUCUUCCAGUCUUUGCCAACUCUGUUCCAUCACAAAAUGAAGGAGAGACUGGAUUUCAUCGCCGUCCAUUCCGUUGCGAAGUGUGUGGCAGGAGCUACAGACAUGCUGGGAGUCUUAUUAACCAUAAGCAGACUCAUAAGACUGGAAUUUUCCGCUGUUCCAUCUGUCAGAAGCGCUUCUUUAAUCUAAUGGCAAUGAAGAAUCACAACCGCAUCCAUUUUGAGCUAAAGAGGCACACAUGCCUGGAUUGCGGUAAAGCUUUUCGGCUGCAAAAACAACUAGAUACUCACCAAAGAAUUCACCGGCAAAGGGCCUCAGCCAAAAAGUUAGGAAGACGCAACCGUAAAAGCAGAUACCGAAGACUUUCUCAAGGGAAUCGUCAAAAGUCACUGCAAGUUUCAAGUGAAAGCUCUUCUGUUGGUAAUGUUGCCGGAGAGAAAAGCUCUGAUUCUCGUGUGAAGAGAGAAAUGGAUCCAGAUUCCCGUCCAUACCAGUGUGUGGAGUGUGGAAGAUCCUACAGACAUGCUGGAAGCCUGUUCAACCAUAAGAAAAGCCACAAAAUGGGUCAGUUCCAUUGUUCAGUCUGUGACAAAACCUACUCUAAUCUAAUGGCUUUGAAGAACCAUCAGCGCACUCACUAUGAAGCCAAAAGACAUCCUUGUUCUCAGUGCGGGAAAAUCUUUAAGUGGAAGAGGCAACUGAUAAGGCACCAACUUGUUCAUGUUCAAGAAGGAUCCCAGUCUGACCCUCAGAUACCAUCAAGAACAGAAGAAGCAAAAACCAUAGAUGACCACCAGGAAGAAAACCCCACUGUGGAUCCUGAAGCAUCCAGCUUUAAUAAUGAGGAUGUCUCCAGUGAUGCAGACAAGAACAGCCAUGAAUGUCUUGAUUACGCUUCUCCAUUAAAACCAGUAUGUGUUACUUGUGGAAUGUCAUUCACGGACUAUGAUGAGCAGGAGAGCCAUACGUGUAAAGAAAAUGGCUUAGACGUGUUGGCCUCUGCGGAGAGUGAGGGAAGAGAAUCUACACAACCUAAAAACAAGGAUGAACAACCCCAUGAGGGUAAUGUUUGCAGCCGUCCCGGUCGCCAUGCUGGCAGUUUGCACCCUCAGAAGAGCACACAUGAAAGUAGAAACUCCAAGUGCUCAGUGUGUCACAAAGAGUUUCUCCACCCCAUCUCUUUGAAGACCCAUCUGCGGACUCAUGCUGCCGAAAAGCGCUUUCAGUGUGUGGAUUGUGGGCAGUCCUUUCCAUCUUCCCAGAAGCUGUUCAAACACAGCUCAGUCCAUACCGGAGAAAAAACAUUCCAUUGUCCGACCUGUAACCAUAGGUUCAGAUGUGAACUAACCCUUGAACAUCACCAACGCACUCAUGAGCCAUUGUCUUCUUCACAGUCUUCCUCACUAGUUUUGCCAACACAGACUCUGCACAGUGAAAAAAAGGCGUCACAAUCCGAGGAAACGUUACAAAAUGAUAAAGACCGAGCGAGCCAAGAUGAUCGCAAGUACAAAUGCAAGCAAUGCGGCCGUUCUUACCUCCAUGCUGGGAGCCUGUUUAACCACCAGAAAACCCAUAAAAUCGGAGUCUACAAGUGCCCAAACUGCCUCAAGGUUUUCUCCAAUCUGUUGGCCUUCAAGAAUCACCUCCGCAUCCACAGAUACAACUGCAAGGAGUGCGGAAAAGCCUUCCGUAACUCCAGUGACCUUGCUGCACACUCAAAGGUCCAUGAAGAAGAAUCCUUCACGUGCUCGCUUUGUAAUAAACACUUUCUUUGCCGUUCCAGUUUUAAACGACAUCAACGCAUCCACAGCAACCAGGACGGUGACAUUGUAGACCCUCAGGCGGUAUCCAAUUUUAUGGUUGAAGUAACAUGACUGUCACCGUGAUGACCAUGGUUGUCACAUGUAGCAUGAAGUCUACACAUCCAAAUACCAACAACACUUGCGGAUUCCAUUUAAAAAAAUUAUUUUAGUGACCUCAGCAGUGUGCCAUUAACCCUUCCCAGGCUGUCCAGCUGUAGAUAAUAACUUAAUAAUGGACAGGCCUACAGAACUGACGUGGUGCAGGAUCCUCUUCUGUUACAUUGCCCUUUUUAAAUUUUUUGCACACAGGACGGUGAGGGGUUAAUAUUCCCUUUGCAAAUGCACUUCUCUCCUGAUAUAAUGGUGCUUUAAUGAAACACUUGACACCAGGGUGUCUAUUACAGCAACGCCACGUUGCAUUCCCCCCCCAUCCCCCCAACCUGUAGCUAGAUUAUCUGUUUACUUCCUCCGCACCAUUCCAGGGGAGGAUUAGGAACUGUUCUGGGACUGAAGUAUGUUCUAAGCUGGGGUGGGCUACAUGACGGGGCUUGAAACGGGUUUACACAUCUGCCAAGCGUAGAUCUUCCCUCGGACCCAGCACUGUCUAGCAGAUGGGUCUUUUUAAUUUAUAUUGUACAGGGUUCCUGGAACCUGCACAUGGAUUGUGUCGGACGGGGAAUAUGCAGAUAAAAUCAUGUGGAA